Xylaria bambusicola is the source of this 1998-nucleotide messenger RNA. Its product is annotated as fungal-specific transcription factor domain-containing protein. Gene Ontology annotation, cellular component: nucleus. The transcript is spliced from 6 exons. Lineage: Eukaryota; Fungi; Ascomycota; Sordariomycetes; Xylariales; Xylariaceae. Gene Ontology annotation, biological process: DNA-templated transcription; regulation of DNA-templated transcription. Gene Ontology annotation, molecular function: DNA binding; DNA-binding transcription factor activity, RNA polymerase II-specific; zinc ion binding. Bases 178 to 1908 code for a protein of 576 amino acids. The record is from RefSeq and is a predicted model, not a curated record.
UAUCGGCUCGUUUCGUUCUCGUGGUUAUGGACACACCCAUUUGCCAAGAGAUUAUCUAUGUUAUAUAGUUGAUUAGUUAUCCAGGUCGGGUAGGGAGCUCGACAAAGACCCCCAACAUCGUCAUCGCUCUUAACACACCGUAACCUCGAACAGGCCCCGACACGCGGGCAUACCACCAUGUCGCAGCAAAUCGAGGCGCCUGGUACACCAGCACGGCAACGACCUGGUGGUGCUUGUGAAGAAUGUCGGCGAAGGAAGCUGCGCUGUGAUCGCCAGCAUCCACAGUGUGGUGUAUGUGCCGCCGCUGGCGUCGCCUGCUUCACCACGACGACCCGGGCACCUCGAGGACCCAAGCGCGGCUACUUAAAAGCCAUGCAAGCCCGCAUCGCCGCACUCGAGGGCGCUGUCAACCAACAGCAAGGUGAUGGCGACAUGGUCGAGCCAGUCUGCGUGGACACUUGGUCGGACGAUAUCUUCACAACCGAUAUAGACCAACUGGGCUCGCAGUGGGACUUUUCCACUGCGGACGCCGAAGGUUUAUUGCAAGACGUUUGCCUUACGAUCCCUCCGCCAUACGGCUCUUCCAUUGGAAGCACUACAACUGGAUCGGAGAGCGCGGUGUCAGCACCAUCGACGCGAGCCUUUGAGGAGUCGAUCUCCCUGGAAACUCGAAAUAAUCUGGCGGCUUUCGAGGACUCCAAUGGAUUCUGCACCACAAACGUAUCGACCUUGAUGCAGGCGGAACUAGAUCAGUUGUAUUUCGAUCGGGUUGACGCCUGUAUGCCGAUAGUACAUCAGGGGUGGUAUUCAUCAUGGGCACGACAGACGACUAAGACGAGGCAACAACUGGGUUUACAGUACACAUUGUGGACAGCGGCUGCGGCGGCCUCGGCACAUUACCAGGGAAUGGGAGAAGCACUGUACUACGAGGCGCGGAGGCUGAUCAGGGAUCCCGAGGAGGGACCGUCGAGUCCAGCAACGACCGAGAUCGAAUACGUGCAAGCAUGGCUUCUGCUUGCCAUCCACGAGCUCAUGUUUAUCGACUUUCGCCGCGGAUGGAUUAGCGCUGGGCGUGCGUUUCGGCUCAUCCAGCUGGACUGGGCACGUUACACAGACGACUUGGGCUCGAAUUGUGCCUCUACGGGAUGGAUUGAAUCGGAACAAAAGCGUCGAACGUUUUGGAUGGCUUACUGCCUCGAUCGCUUCAUGAGCCUUCGAAGUGGCUCACCGCCGACCUUUAGCGAACAGAAUAUCAUCCGGCUUCCUGCGCCCGAAGCGGCGUUUCAGAACGACUCAUACGUACUGACGGGCUGUCUCGCCGACGCCAUCGCAUCGAGCGACGCGAACCCGACGUCACCCUUCACCGAGUGCAUCGUCGUCGCCACCAUGGCUGGCCGUGCGCUGGCACACCAACACCUCGCAGCCACACAGCCCAACCCCCCGCGGGAUUUCUGGGGCCGUCAUCAGCUGAUCAACUCAGUCAUGAUGCCGAGGAUGGCUGCCUUUUCGCUCAAGUAUCCCACGGCCAUGCAGGACGCCGACCCAGCGCUGCUGUUCGUGGGUCUCAUGUGGCGCGCGAUACUGCUCUUCUCACAGGUCACCGUCAUUGCGGAGCGGACGGUUCAAGCGGCAACGGACGACAGUGGUUUCGUCGUGGCGGAAUACGCGAGGCGGUCCUCGCUGGCCGCACAGGAGGUAGUGUGCAUAGCCAAGAAAUUAUCGCAGGUGAAUUGGUUCAAGAUUCAUCCUCUGAUGCCGAUUCCGUUAUCCCUGUGCUCGGAACUCCUCAGUUCGCACGAGGGGCUGGACGAGUCGGUGAAGAAGCGGUUGCCGCUGAUUGGAGAAGUCAUGAACGAGAUAAAACAGUUCAAUAAUCUCGGUCGGGGUUUUUACAAUUACAAGGUUUAGUUGGGCGGGUGGUAUUAGAUAAGUAAGUAAGUAACCAGGGAUAGACCCGGAGCACAGCAAAACAACACCCCCAAAAUAGUCGUGUAUGGG